Molecule: messenger RNA, 645 nt
Organism: Schizosaccharomyces osmophilus
Lineage: Eukaryota; Fungi; Ascomycota; Schizosaccharomycetes; Schizosaccharomycetales; Schizosaccharomycetaceae
Product: alpha/beta hydrolase fold
Exons: 1
Coding region: 1-645 (214 amino acids)
Source: RefSeq, a predicted model, not a curated record
AUGGAUAGUGUAACUAUCAAGGAUGAGACGAUUGCAUAUAAACAUUAUCCUAAUGAUAAUUCAAAGAUUGCGAUUUUAGCACAUCCAUAUGCAUAUUUAGGUGGAUCUGUAGAUGAUGCUUGUAUUGUUAUCAUGGCCGAAAGGCUUCAAGAAAAAGGCUACAGUGUUUACGUUUUAGAUUUUAGCAGCCUGCCUUCCUCCUGGUUUAGUGGUAAAAGAGAUGCAAGGUUGUUCUCUGUAUUUACGCACCAUAUAGUUGAAACUCAUUCACCAAGCCACGUCCUCAUCGGCGGUUACUCUUAUGGUGGAAGAAUUGCAAUGCAUCCUUCAAUCCGGCAAGGAUUGGAUUUCGAUUCUAUGAAUAUAAGUUUUAUAUUCUUAGCUCCCUAUCUUGGCCUAGGGAGUGGGCUUUUGACGGGUUAUUGGAAUGUAAAAGCAGAAGGAUUUCCUCAAAAAGCAUCUAUUCUUUAUAUUGUUCCGACGAAUGAUGAGUUUACCGGUUUAAAUACUUUUCAGUCGUUUUUUUCUAAAUUGAAAAAUCAAUGCUCAUUGUCAACGAUGGUUGAAUUGCAUGAAUGCUCCCAUUUCUUGAAUUUUAAAAAGCAAAAAGAACUUUCUAAAAUUCUUGAUGAAUGGAUAGAAUGA